GCAUGGCCUCAGCCUGGAGCGAUUGCUGGAUGAGGAGUCCCCGAUCGAGAUCUGCGCAUAUGACGACCUCUUCGGCCUCGAGGCAGCGGGGGCGGAGCUUUCGGAGGCCGAGCGCGAGGCGGUGGCGCACCGCAAGAUUGAGGUCGAGCAGACCAUCAAGCGCGCCGUCCUGGAGUCGUUCGGCGCGGUCAAGUCGCGAGCCAAGGAGCUAGCGGAGGAGCAGCGCGCCUCCUGCGGCGCGGACACACCAGGCGGCUCAGCACCCGCCCCGGCUGCGUUGGCGAGGGCCAGCGACUUGGCAGCCGCCUGUCGGGGCGAGAGCCAG
Prorocentrum cordatum is the source of this 325-nucleotide messenger RNA. Lineage: Eukaryota; Dinophyceae; Prorocentrales; Prorocentraceae. The record is from the annotation of a GenBank genome assembly.